AUGUACAGCUUCACUUACUACUCUGGUCUGAAACCAUCCUUCAAAGAUGGUUAUAUUAGCCUCGAAUUCCAGCCGGGACAGGAACGUUACCGGAGCACAGGCUGCAGGUCCUCGCGGCCGGCGAAUACCACACUGAACACAAGUAUCCGGCCAGAGGACGCUGAUAUCCGGCCAAAGGACGGUGAUAUCCGGCCAGAGGACGCUGAUAUCCGGCCAAAGGACGGUGAUAUCCGGCCAGAGGACGGUGAUAUCCGGCCAGAGGACGGUGAUAUCCGGCCAGAGGACGGUGAUAUCCGGCCAGAGGACGGUGAUAUCCGGCCAGAGGACGGUGAUAUCCGGCCAGAGGACGGUGAUAUCCGGCCAGAGGACGGUGAUAUCCGGCCAGUGGACGGUGAUAUCCGGCCAGAGGACGGUGAUAUCCGGCCAGUGGACGGUGAUAUCCGGCCAGAGGACGGUGAUAUCCGGCCAGAGGACGCUGAUAUCCGGCCAGAGGACGCUGAUAUCCGGCCAGAGGACGGUGAUAUCCGGCCAGAGGACGGUGAUAUCCGGCCAGUGGACGCUGAUAUCCGGCCAGAGGACGGUGAUAUCCGGCCAGAGGACGGUGAUAUCCGGCCAGAGGACGCUGAUAUCCGGCCAGUGGACGGUGAUAUCCGGCCAGAGGACGCUGAUAUCCGGCCAGAGGACGCUGAUAUCCGGCCAGAGGACGGUGAUAUCCGGCCAAAGGACGGUGAUAUCCGGCCAGAGGACGGUGAUAUCCGGCCAGAGGACGGUGAUAUCCGGCCAGAGGACGGUGAUAUCCGGCCAGAGGACGGUGAUAUCCGGCCAGAGGACGCUGAUAUCCGGCCAGAGGACGGUGAUAUCCGGCCAGAGGACGCUGAUAUCCGGCCAGAGGACGGUGAUAUCCGGCCAGAGGACGCUGAUAUCCGGCCAGAGGAUGAUACCCAAGGCCACGACUCGUCAAGCAUUCAUACAAUGACCUUACGAAACCCAUGUAAUAUAAUUUAA
Molecule: messenger RNA, 1005 nt
Organism: Procambarus clarkii (red swamp crayfish)
Lineage: Eukaryota; Metazoa; Arthropoda; Malacostraca; Decapoda; Cambaridae
Source: RefSeq, a predicted model, not a curated record